This is a messenger RNA of Chanos chanos (milkfish), 3018 nucleotides long. Its product is annotated as caspase recruitment domain-containing protein 10. The record is from RefSeq and is a predicted model, not a curated record. Lineage: Eukaryota; Metazoa; Chordata; Actinopteri; Gonorynchiformes; Chanidae. The transcript has 23 exons. Gene Ontology annotation, molecular function: CARD domain binding. Gene Ontology annotation, biological process: regulation of apoptotic process. Gene Ontology annotation, cellular component: cytoplasm.
AUGGGUUCAGAUGGAGGUCAGACUGCCACGCCCUGGUGUGAGGAGCGUUGUGAGGAAUUAUGGGAUAAGGUGGAGGGGGCCCGGCAUAAACUGACCCGAAUCCUGAACCCGGCCAAACUCACGCCGUACCUGAGACAGUGCAAGGUCAUCGACGAGCAGGAUGAGGACGAAGUGCUUAACUCCACACAGUAUCCACUGCGCAUCAGUAAAGCCGGCCGAUUGUUGGAUAUCUUGCGUGGGCGUGGGCAAAGAGGACUUCAGGCCUUUAUGGAAUCUCUGGAAUUUUACCACCCUGACCAGUAUAAACUCCUCACAGGCCAGGAGGCCACCCAGCGCUGCUCCAUCAUACUGGAUGAGGAGGGCCCCGAGGGUCUGACUCAGUUUCUGUUGCUGGAGUUGCGUAAGUUGCGGGAGCAGUUGCGUGGGAGUCGUAUGUGUGAGCGCAGGCUGUCACAGCGCUGUCGUGUGGCCGAGGAGGAACGCAGCCGUGCCGAACGCAAAACCGAGGAACUCCGACACGACCGCAUCCAGCUGGAGAGGCUGAGGCAGGACUGGGAGGCCGGGAGUAGGGAGUUGAGUCGACUGAAGGACAAAUACCUGGAACAGGCUCUGAAAUACUCCAGGGCCCUGGAGGAGCAGGGCAGAGCCUCCGCACGAGAGAAAGAGCUACUGACACAGGUGGAGCAGUUGAAGAGCAGGCUGAUCGAGGCAGAGAGGAGAGCUGACCAAGAUUCCACCCCUGCCAUGUCCACUAAAAGAAUCAGUAUGCUGUCCAUCAGUGCAGACAGUGCCCCUGCUGGUCAGGAGAAGGCACUGCAACAGCCUGCAGACCAGAAGAAGGACGUUCACCCCAGGACAGAGGCACUAUUGGACAUCCUGAAACAGGACCGCAGGGAGGCAGCAGAGCAGAGACAUGAGCUGUGCAGUACCAUUGCUAGACUACAGGGGGAGCUGGAGAUCUCAGAGGAGCUCAGAGAGAAGCUGGAGUCUCAGUGUGAGCAGCUCCAGUUGAAGGUUCGGACACUGCAGCUUGACUGGGAGACAGAGCAGAAGAGGAGUAUGUCAUACUUAAACCAGAUUAUGGAACUGGAGAGAGAGAGAGACCAGGCUCUGCGCAGUCGGGACAGUUUGCAGCUGGAGUUUACUGACUGUCUGCUGGAUAAAAAUCGACUGCGUAAACACAUAGCAGAGCUGCAGGCCAGCCUGGAGCAGCUGCAAAGAGAGGCUGAGAGAGAAAAGGAGAAAAACCGUGAGCAGAGCGCCCCCUGCCUGCACUGUUCGACUCUCUCCCUGUUCAGUGAAGACCACUGUUUUGGGCCUUGUUGCUCUCUCGGUCUUAAUUCUCAUAACGUCAACUCCAGCUCCCACCAGCUACUACGCAAGACGCCCUCUAGAGGCCAAAACAGUGAACACUCCGAGGAUUCCCGAUCAAAUUCUGAAGAGAACCUCCUCAGCCCAUUAUGCGACAGUGAGAAAGAGAUCAACCGACUCUCUACGUUCCCCUUCCCUCCUUGUAUGAACUCCAUCAACCGUCGAAUGAACACAGAGUUUGACUGGGACUCAUGGGGCAGUGAUGAAAAUGAGAAUAACACAGGUCAGCAAAAGACUCCGUCUCUCUCGGACUCAUGGGUGUCUCUGCAGUCUCAUCACUUCCCCCCUGACCUGGUCACUCUCCCCGCUGUGUCCACCAACAAACCCUCAACUCUACCAUUCUAGUAUACUGUCGCUCCGCUGCCCUCCAGCCCUGUCCUGUCCAGGAAGGUCAGUCUGGCCGAUGACAUCACUAUCGCCGGGGGAAACCGCACUGGCAUAUUUGUGCAGAGUGUGAGAGCUGGGUCGAAGGCAGAGCAGUGUGGCCUUCGAGAGGGCAGCGAACUACUGGAGUUGGAGGGGGUGCUGUUCGGAGGGGGGAAUGUGAUACUGAGUCAGUGCACGGGUGAGGUGGCCCACUUCUCUCUACAGUGGUGGACAGAACCGUCUGCUCUCAAGCACAAGACCAAUACUGAGGCCUACUCUGCCCUGAGGACUCAGCUCUCCUCCCCCUUAUUCUCGGGCGCUGACUCUUUCUACGUGCGCGUAAACCUUGAUCUGGAGCCGCACGGUGACCCCCCCUGCCUGGGCGCCGCCUGCGACGACAUCCUUCACGUCACAGACACACGUUACAACGGGAAAUACCAGUGGCGCUGUGCCCGUGUGGAUCUACUCAAUGCCAAGCCUCUGCAGGUGGGGGCAGUGCCCAACUACAACAGAGCGCAGCAGUUGUUGCUGGUGAAGUUGCGCUCAUUGUCUGUACGACAAAAAGACUAUAAGAAAAAGUUUGGUAAGAAACGCAGGGAGCGUGUCCGGCUUGUGAAGGCAGUGUCUCCAAAUGGCCAACGGACUGGCUCAUCCACUCACGUCCUGUACACUCUUAGUCAUCGUCAUGAAGAUCACCUGAUUCCUUACAGUGUGGUCCAGCCCAUCCAGGUGAAAAGCAAGCGACCAGUGAUCUUCUCUCCUUCUCUCCUCUCUCACGGCCUCAUAGAAAGACUACUACAGCCUGCUAAAUCAGGCCUGCUGUUCAACACCUGCCAACCAGAACCCAUUCAGCCUACAGAGAAACAGGACAGGAGAGUUUUCCUUCUGAACACAUCAAACACAGGGCAAGGCCAAACACUGGGAAUCAAACUGCAGUCCAUACAAGAGAUCAUCAGUCAGGAUAAACACUGUCUGCUGGAGCUGGGAGUGUCCAGUGUAGAGGCUCUUCUGAAACAUGGAAUCUACCCCAUCAUCAUCCACAUCAAACCCAAAGACAAGAAGGGUAGAAAAUUUAAGAAGCUCCUGCCGGAGCGUGUGGAGGACGGGGUCAUGGAGGUGUGCCAGGCAGAGGAGCUGCAGUUGGAGACUCUUCCCCUGUUAUACCACACGCUGGAGCCAGGGACAUGGAGCUGCACCGAGGAACUCCUGGAGGCUGUCCGCAAUGCCAUUCAGUGUCAGCAGAGGACGCUAGUGUGGGUCGAGCCUGACAGGUUUCAGUAA